AAUUAAACUAGAAAUGCCUUUACCAAGUGCAAGCAAAGAACCAGAUGACGGUCAAACGUGGGAAUUAGCAGAAAGAUGUCUUCUUCCAAUUGCAUUCUCACAUGCAAUUGCAGUCAUUCUAGCAACUAUAUUAAACACACUGAGUAUAUCGCAAACAUCUAGUUUUGUGCUUUUUCUUUUAUCGUUGGUCAUAUCUGUAGGAUUUACAUUGUUUUAUCAUAAUUUAAAGUCAUCACACGUUCCACAUAUACAAAAUUUAUUUCCAAAGGGAUUUACGGUAUUUGCCGGCUUUGGUACAAAAGUUGAAAGUGAAGAGGCAAUGCAAAAAUUAAAACAGGAAGCUUCCGGCAGAUUACACAUAUUGCAAUUAGACGUUACCAGCGAACAUGACAUUCAUUCAACGUUUCUUUAUGUAAAUGAAAACUUACCAGAUGGAGCACCAGGUUUGUGGGCAUUAAUACAUGCUGCUGCUUGGGUGACGCUAGGUGAAUGCGAAUGGAUACCUCCUUCCGUAUUAAGACGCAGCGUAGACAUUAAUUUCAUCGGUCUUGCCAGAUUAAGUCAGGUCUUUUUACCUCUGAUUAGAAGAUCAAAAGGUCGUGUUGUGAUAGUUAACAGCCUUUCAGCUCGUAUACCAAGUCCUGUUCGGGGCAUUUAUUGUGCUGUCAAGGCUGCAGUUGAAGCUUGGGCAGCUUGUCUUAGGUUAGAAAUGAGAAGAUGGGGAGUGGACGUAGUUAUCGUUGAAACCAGCGAAUACGUAUCUGGAAAUGCUUGGUUAAAAGAUAACGGUUCAUUGUUGGAACAAGCCAGAGAUAUGUGGACUCAACUAGAUCCUCAAACCCGCAAAGAAUACGGACAAGAAUUGUUUCAGAAGGAAAUGUUGGCUCUUGAAAGAUAUACACGAGAGACCGAUAUAGACUUGACACCGGUAACUAGAGCUUUAAUCGAUGGAGUAAUGAAAACUUUUCCAAUGAGAAAAUAUACACCAGUGUCGCGCAAAGAAAGAAUACAAGCUUUGUGCAGCGAUUAUCUUCCAAAACCAGUUUACGAUAUAUUAUACGUAAAUUGAAAAUAAUACAACGAUACAAAUUAUACAGAAGAAUACGACAACACUCAGAAUUAAUAAUCUCUGUUUGUAAUGUGUUUGAAUCGUUCAUGACGUAACAGCGUAAAUGCGACGAAGUUACUUACUAGUCAUAUUUUGCCACUCGAUACAAAUUCAAACAAAUCCUCGAUGUACGCACGCGCGUUUACUCGUAAAAAUAAAAUAAUAAGAAAAGACGUUACUAUUACUCGUUUAUCGAACGCUGGUGUGUAAAUCGUAGCGUAAAAUUUACAGUCGAUCACGGUAAUUUUAAACAAAGGAGAAAAAAAAAGAAAUCAAAGGAUCGCAAAAUGUCACAGAAAAAUCACAGUCGAACAAUCGUUUUCCUUCCCUGUGGUACUCACUUUCUAGAUCAUUGAUACUUUCGUCCUUCGUCAAACCGUUAUUCUCGUCGACAUUUUUGCAGUAGAAUCUUUCGCAAGCAUCGCACUACGCGCGAGACAGAUCGCGCUAGGCGUAGGUACGACGGUCGGUAAAUUAGCGAUUCACCGUACUACGAGAGGAACCG
Messenger RNA from Heterotrigona itama, 1613 nucleotides. Lineage: Eukaryota; Metazoa; Arthropoda; Insecta; Hymenoptera; Apidae. The record is from the annotation of a GenBank genome assembly.